Ostrea edulis (European flat oyster) is the source of this 1836-nucleotide messenger RNA. RefSeq lists its product as uncharacterized. Gene Ontology annotation, biological process: DNA integration. Gene Ontology annotation, molecular function: nucleic acid binding. The record is from RefSeq and is a predicted model, not a curated record. NCBI's taxonomy places the organism in Eukaryota, Metazoa, Mollusca, Bivalvia, Ostreida, Ostreidae. The transcript has a single exon. The coding region runs from base 1 to 1836 and encodes 611 amino acids.
AUGAUAGAACCAAUAGAGUGGGAUCAACCACUGUCUGAUGACUUGCGAGUCAAAUUUGAUUCUUGGAGAGACAGUCUUAUCUCUCUAGAAAACGUCAACAUCUCAAGGGCUUAUAUUCAUCAAGUUUCAGGAAGGAAGAAUCCCAAGGAUCUUCUCGUAUUUUCGGAUGCUUCCGAAAAAGCUAUCGCCACAGUAGCAUACCUGAGAACUUUUGAUAAAAACAGUACGCAACAUUUGACAUUUGUGACCGGGAAGGCUAAAGUGGCACCAAAACAUGGCCAUACCAUUCCGAGAUUGGAAUUGUGCGCAGCUGUGAUGGGAGUUGAAAUUUAUGAAACUAUUCAAGAUGAACUUGACUUGGAUCUGAAUCAAGUGACAUUUUUCUCAGACAGUAAAGUCGUACUUGGAUACAUAAACAAUGAAACCAAGAGAUUUCAUGUAUAUGUCAGAAAUCGCAUCGACAAGAUCAGAAGAAUUAGCAAACCUGCACAAUGGAGAUAUGUUCCUACGGGUCUAAACCCAGCAGAUGAAGCCACACGCUCUAUACCUGCUAGAAACCUUCAAGAAAGUUUGUGGCUUAAUGGACCGCCUAGAAAACUCCUAAGUCAAGUAGAUUCAGAUACUUCUUUCCCACUAGUUUCACCAGAAGAGGAUAAAGAAGUCCGAGCCUUGAAAACGAGCACGAAGGUAACAUUAGGUUGUCAUUAUUUCGAGAAAUUCUCAAAUUGGAGAGAUCUGAAGAAAGCGAUUCGCAUUCUUAAAAAUUCAGCCAGAUUGAACGGUGUAGUGCACAAUGACAACCCUGUAUCAGAAGAAGAGUCGCAGAUCUUCAUCAUCAGAACCCUUCAAAAUGAGAUGUUUCAAAAGGAAAUAGAAGCAUUACAUUCAGGACUACCUUUGCCGAGACAGAGCACUAUACUUUCUCUCUCCCCAUAUCUAGAUGAUCUUGGAGUACUGCGUGUAGGUGGUAGACUUCGAAAUGCUAAGAUGAACCUCAUGCAAACGAAUCCCAUCAUCAUUCCCAAGCAUCAUGUAUCUGGUUUGAUAGUACGUUACUAUCAUGAAAAGGUUCACCACCAAGGUCGUCAAAUGACAGAGGGUGCUAUUCGAAAUGCUGGCUUUUGGCUGAUAGGCAGCAAAAGGCUUGUUACCUCUCAUAUACACCACUGUGUCAAGCGUCGUAAAUUACGAGGCCGUCAAGAAGAACAAAGAAUGGCGGACUUACCUGCUGAGAGAUUUGACAUUGCACCGCCAUUUACCAACAUCGGUGUGGAUGUUUUUGGGCCCUGGACAAUUUCCACGAGAAAGACGCGUGGUGGCCAAGCAAAUUCCAAACGAUGGGCAUUGAUGAUCACCUGCCUAGUUGUACGUGCGGUCCACAUAGAGAUUCUGGAGGAGAUGACAUCCUCGUGUUUCAUUAACGCAUUAAGACGCUUUUGUGCCAUCAGAGGCGAAGUCAAGAUGAUAAGGUCAGAUUGUGGAAUGAACUUUAUUGGGUCUGUAAAGGACUUGAACGCGAAUGUCAUUAGCAUAGAGGCACGACCUGUCAGAGAAUAUCUUAUUGAGAACAGAAUCAACUGGGUGUUCAAUCCUCCCCACUCCUCACACAUGGGUGGAGUGUGGGAGAGGAUGAUUGGUGUAGCACGUCGGAUUCUCAACCCUCUUCUUCUUGAUGUCAAGCAUUUAACACAUGAAGUACUAACCACACUGAUGGCAGAGGUUUCAUCUAUCAUGAAUGCGAGACCUUUAGUACCAGUGUCGUCUGAUCCAGGAAAUCCACUUCCUCUGACGCCCAACACUCUUCUAACCAUGAAAACGGAUCAAACUGUGCGGUGA